AUGAGGCUCUUCUUAGCACUGCCAUUGCUCUUCGCAGUAGCUAAUGUGGAAGGAUACUCGGGUCUUCCCCAUACUCUGGCUCUUGCUUCCUCAUUCUCCCAAAUCUACAACCAACUCGACAACAUUAACCUCGGGAAUUGUUCUCUCGCAAAAGUUUCCCUCUCGCUGAACGCAACAAAGUCACCGCUUCCAGCACCAUCCACGAACAUGACCCUCAAAUACGUUGCAUUGGGUCGAGGAACACAGAACUAUACCUGUCCAUCGAAUGGUUCUGUGAUUUCCAACUCCACCACCAUCAAGCCCAAAGCCAUAGGGGCUGCCGCUACACUCUUUGACGCUUCUUGCAUUGCAUCAUCAUCGCUAGCUCUCCUCCACGAAGUCCCCCCAAUUAUAAGUGCCACUCCUCUUGGAUCUCUCGCGUUCAUGGCAGCCCUUGUGGCCCAGGGAACGAGAAGCACCAAUCUCAUUAUUGGCGAACAUUACUUCGACGCUAGUGGAGACCCGGUCUUUGACAUGGGGCUGAGUGGCUCCAAUUCCUGGGUUGCUACGAGUAAAAUAGCGUCUACUCCAGCGCCAAAGUCAAAAUCACGAUCCUGCAACGAUGUUCCGUGGCUUAAACUAGGAUAUAAGAAGGGGAAUGGCAUUCGGGAAGUUUAUCGAGUUGUGACAUCCGAAGGUGACCCGCCAGUUACGUGUGCUGGUCAAAAUGCAACGAUCCAAGUUGAUUAUGCCGCAGAAUAUUGGUUCUACGGAUGA
Penicillium crustosum is the source of this 756-nucleotide messenger RNA. RefSeq names its product DUF3455 domain-containing protein. The transcript has 2 exons. Bases 1 to 756 code for a protein of 251 amino acids. The record is from RefSeq and is a predicted model, not a curated record. Lineage: Eukaryota; Fungi; Ascomycota; Eurotiomycetes; Eurotiales; Aspergillaceae.